Molecule: messenger RNA, 1068 nt
Organism: Ascochyta rabiei
Lineage: Eukaryota; Fungi; Ascomycota; Dothideomycetes; Pleosporales; Didymellaceae
Exons: 2
Coding region: 1-1068 (355 amino acids)
Source: RefSeq, a predicted model, not a curated record
AUGUAUUUUCGUUCGUUGCUCGGCCUCGCUGCGGCUGCCUCUGCUGUCGUCGUUGCUGCUCAACAGGAUGCUCCGCCACGUCUUGAGCUCGACUGGGCCCUGACACCUGACAAGACCGCGGAUUGGUACAAGGAUCACAAGAAGCCGGUACCCGAGUUUGCACCUGAGAUUACGGUUGUUGAAGAGAAGAAUAGCUAUGUUGUCAAGCUUGAUUGCUCGGAUUGUCCUUUCCUGGUUAAGAAGAGCUUUGUUGAGUCUUCAUGGCAGAAGCAGGAGAAUUCAUUGCUCUUGAAGUUCGACGUGAAAGACGCCCUAUCUCAACCCAGCCCCAUUCCAACAUUACACAUCAAUGGCUUUCCAGUCUUGCCGCUUGGCGCAAUGCCUCUCUACAUCAAUGCCCACCAAGUCGCCGCCAACCUCACCCAAGAGACUAUGAACAACAUGGUUCGUGAACGUUUGCUUGACCCUGACUUUGGCUGGCAGACAAAGUACCACAAAUUCCCACUCCAGUACGAGCACGUGCUUCUUCGUACCGAAACUCCAGGACAGUGGUGGAUGCAGUUCGACGUCACGGGUCUUCAGUAUGGGGCAGAUGGAGAGCCAGUGCACUUUGGGGAGAACCACAAGCUCGUGCAGAUUUUGGUCAAGCACGUCAAGAGCACGGAGGACUCGGACGAGAAGCUCUCAAUCGAGGACAUCCAGGUGGUGGAAACAGCGCAGCGCGUGCAAGCCAUUCGGAUGAAGUGCGGAAAGUUGGCUAUGGUGAAAACAUUGUUUGAUCCCAACGAGUGGGACGAGUACGGCAAGCUAGGCUCCUGGUCGAGAGAGUGGAACAUGGUGUUCGGAAAGAUUGGACAGUACUGGGAGGACCACAUCCAGCACAACGCUCUCCUGAUGCCCGUGGCCUUGCUACUAGCGUUUUUCAUCUUCUUCGUCCGCGUCUGGUACCAGAAGAGACAGCAGGAGAAGACAAUGGACGCGGAGUACGCUUUGCUGGAGUCUGCACACGAUGACCUACCUCCAGCAUACUCUGACAUUCCGAUCAUCAAGAUCGAAGAGUACGAUUGA